Oncorhynchus masou masou (cherry salmon) is the source of this 8192-nucleotide messenger RNA. It is a transcript of the gene tmem150aa, whose product is annotated as transmembrane protein 150Aa. Gene Ontology annotation, biological process: protein localization to plasma membrane. The transcript is spliced from 9 exons. The record is from RefSeq and is a predicted model, not a curated record. The coding region runs from base 723 to 1595 and encodes 290 amino acids. NCBI's taxonomy places the organism in Eukaryota, Metazoa, Chordata, Actinopteri, Salmoniformes, Salmonidae. Gene Ontology annotation, cellular component: plasma membrane.
GGCGGAGUGGUUACUGGGGCUGAAAGAUUUCUCUGUUACAUGGAAUAUUGUCACAAACUGUACCACCCUCAGGUCCUCGAGCCUGAGAAGGUAGAUAUGGAGAAUUGAAAGAAGGAAGAAGUGGGAGUUUUGUUUUGUCAAUGUACUAUUUUUUAUUUUGGUGAAUUAAAUUAGUUUCACAAUCACGUAAGGAUCUUUUUUUUUCUCUUCUUUUUUUUUAACCUUGUUUUGGUUUCAACCCGUCCAGUUGGUGGCGGCAAUAAAACUUUUUAGGUAGUAGUCUGCCAUAAAACCCACAGAAGAAGAAGAGGCAGAAGAGUGACACGCACGAUUGAGUGGAGGGGCCCGUUUUAAAGGGAAACCAAUGUUGAGGUUCGUGGUGGAAAUAGCGGGAUCUGGGGUUAUACUGACAGGGUGAUUUUUGACAGAGUGUUGGGCCAGUAAUUGAAAGGUCGCUGGUUCGAAUCCCUGAGCCAACUUGGUGAAAAAUCUGUUGAUGUGUUCUUGAGCAAGGCACUUAACCUUAAAUGCUCCUACUGCUGCAGGCAUCGAGCGGCAUAACACAAGCAGUGUGCCAUCCCCCUGUCUUCCUUUUAUGCCCCCCCCCCAUGUCUGUCCUCCCUGCCUGUUAGUGUCCCCACCUUGUCCCCUCAUUGUCUGCCUUGUCCAGCCUGAAGCCCUCUCCCUCAUGCUUUGAACAAAGACAGCACACUGCCAGUCCAAUGACUGCCUGGAUCGUCUUGCCUGUCAGCCUCUCUGCCUUCUCCAUCACAGGAAUAUGGAUAGUCUACGCCAUGGCUGUGAUGAAUCAUCACGUUUGUCCUGUGGAGAACUGGUCCUACAAUGUGACAUGUACAGAGGAGAUGGCCAGGCCAGGCUUCCCUAAGACGUGCUGCACCAUACAGGACAUCCCCCUCAUCAGUAAAUGUGGCUCCUUCCCCCCUGAGAGCUGUCUGUUCAGUCUGAUCGGGAACGUCGGAGGCUUCAUGGUGGUGAUGGUGUGCCUUCUGCGCUAUGCCCAGGUGAUUGAGCACAGCCACGGUUGCUGGAUUAACACCAAUGCCCUGUUGUCUGGCUGCACCAAUGCUGUAGGACUGGUCAUGGUGGGAAACUUCCAGGUUGACCAUGCCAAGUCUCUUCACUACGUUGGCGCGGGCGUGGCAUUCCCUGCGGGUCUGCUCUUCGUGUGCUUGCAGUGUGUUCUCACCUACCGGAUGGCCAUCACCGCCCUUGACUACUGGAUGGCACACGUCCGCGUAGCGCUGGCCACAGGAGCCCUGGUCUCACUUGUCCUUAGUGGUAUCUUCUUCAUCCACGAGAGCUUUGUUCUCCAGCACGCAGCAGCCAUCUGCGAGUGGGUCUUCACCGUGGACAUCCUUGUCUUCUACGGCACCUUCACCUACGAGUUUGGCACGGUCACCAACGACACCAUGAUGGUCGGCCUGCAGCAGACCCACCACCACUCAGGGGUCAUGAUGGGCGGCACGGCCGGGGCCAUGUCGCUGGGCAUGGGAGCCAAGGGCCUAAAGUCCCCUGGAGGAAGCAGCACAUCCACCCAUCUCAACUGCACCCCAGAGAGCAUAGCCAUGUUGUAGCUCUGCAGGGGCCAAGGAGAUCAUCACACAGGCAGCAGGAGUCGAUGAUGGCACUGGCCAGCCAGAGGGAGGAGACAAGACAUUGAAAAUCACAAGAUAUGAUUGACACACCGGGUCGGUAUUGCUGUAUUGGGUUUUUGUGUUUAAUAAGCCAUCCGCUUCUCCACUACGGUCGAAUUUCCGUUCGCUUCAUCAGCGGAAAGGAACACUUACACAAAGAAUACAUAUCUGGGAUGAUGAGGGGCGAUGAUGCUGUGACUGUUUCUAAGAUGGCUACUGGCCUCACUGCACUCUGACAUGAUACCUUCUUUCUUAAAGAUCAGUGUUUGAACAGUCACUGAGGCUUUUGCCAGUGUUCAUCCUUGUCAUGUUGGGAUGACAGACACAAAAUAAGGUUUAUUUUAUAUGCCAACUUUUGUUUUCUGCCACAUUUUAUAGACUUCCUCUACCUGGCCAUGGCUUGUGGUGGGGCCCGGUCUCUCAUGCCAUUCAACUCUGCACGUUACAAUUUGAAUGAGAGAAUAGAGUGCGUCGUUGGAUUGACCAGACUGAGUUUUUUUUAUUUUGUCUGUACUCUGCCGAUGUUAAUGCAUCGUAAUAGAAAAUAUUGAAUGUUUGAGAAGUGGAACUAUAGAUUGUAUACUGUUAUGUACAUGACAGUUCAGCCUGGCCUCAGAGCAAUACGAAAUGUACUAAAUGUAUUUCUGAGCACCUCCAAGACGUAUGAUACCUACUAAUGGUUUAGUUACUUGACACAAACUAAAGUAGGGAGGUUGGUCAAAGAGGAUGGGUGGGCGUAACGCGCGACAGACUAGCAAGCCAAAGGUUGCAUGUUUUAGAAACGUCAGGGACAACUAUAGCAUUUUAGCCAACCCUGAUUGUAAACCAAAUCCACCUAACCUUUGUCAUUCGUUCCCCUAACUGCCAAUGUUAAUUAUCCUUUGUUAUGGUGCAACAAGCAACCUGGUCUCAAAUAAAGAUGUGCAAUACUAUACGUCCUCCAAGAUGUAUGAUAAGUUAUGUCUUCCAAUUCGUAUGCUAUUGUACGACCGGGUAACACGUAUGAUACUAUAGGUCCUCUAAUUUGUAUCAUAUUGUACGACUGCUAUUCCAUUCAUAAUGUAACUUAACAUAAUUGAUGUCUCAGAUUUACAUACAGAAUAAUACGAUUAGCCCUGAGACCAAGUUGAACAGGUUGUACGCGCACCUUUUAUUGAUCAAUCAAGUAUAAAUGAACUGUAGAAGGAUGUGUGAAAUUAGCAAUCUCAUUUAUCAAAAACAUUUACACAUUUUGUGCACAAUACCUGCCCAGGACCUCUAAUAGCGGCCUCAAAAGGGCAAGUGAUAUGACUUGAUUUCUUAUUGUUUAAAAUUAUAUCUCUAUUUAGUGAUUAUUAGUUAUUCCCUAGAUAGAUGUACAUAGCAUUUCAUACAUCUAUAAAAUGCUAUCUAGCUGACAGAAUGCUCACACAAACCUGCUGGUCUUUUCUGCCCCUCUUUUACUGGGUCAACCUCUGUCUCAAUCACUCUUGCUUGAUUUGUUUUAUAUUGCCUAUUCAUGUUGCCUCUGAAUUUCUCUCACUUGUUACCUACUGGUUACAUGGCUUGUUUUUUUAAAUGUAUUUUUAGGUCACCUUACUGUUUUCAAUCUUUGUUUGGUACGGUAAUGGCCCAUUCAUCCGCCAAAGUGUAUCCCAGAGUAGUGGAAUUUUGCGAGGUGUUUAACUAUUCUUAGAAAGGUCUCACACAUUGCUCUUCAUUUCUGAUCUGCAGUUUUAGCUAUAGUACAACAUGUAAUGUACACAAUUUAUAAGUCAACUGGUCGGCUACAAUCACAGGUUGGUGGCACCUUAAUUGGGGUGGACGGGCUUGUGGUAAUGGCUUGAGUGGAAUGGUAUCAAACAUGGUUUCCAGGAGUUUGCCAUUCCAUGACUUCCAUUCCAGCCAUUAUGAGCCAGGCUCCACUGGCUACAAUCCAUUUUGAAAGGUGCAAAUUUGACUCAUUUAACUGUCUUAUUUGGAAGAAGAAAAAAAAUAUAUAUAUAUUAUUUCAAGUCAAAUGUUAUGUCACAUGCGUUGUGAACAACCGAUGUAGACUAACAGUGAAAUGCUUACCUACAGGCCCUUCCCAACAAUGCAGAGAGAAAGAAAAUGGAUGGAUUCUAGGCUGGUUCCUUGGAAGCUUUAUUUGGAUACUGUGAGAGAUACGAUCUCUGUAAGAGACUUCUCAAAGCCUGUUAUUAAUGUGCUGAGUGAGAUACUGUACAUGUUGAGGUCAGGGCAUGUAUUUAUAGAGCGCCUCAGAGGUCGACCGAUUUUAUGAUUUUUAAACGUCGAUACCGAUUUUAUUGGGGGGCGACGUCAGUCAGUACCAAGGUUUAUUUCUUUAACAUUUUUAAAUGUAUUUUAUAUACACACACACACACAGUGGGGGGAAAACGUAUUUAGUCAGCCACCAAUUGUGCAAGUUCUCCCACUUGUAAUUUUCAUCAUAGGUACACUUCAACUAUGACAGACAAAAUGAGAGAAAAUCCAGAAAAUCACAUUGUAGGAUUUUUUAAAAUGAAUUUAUUUGCACGUUAUGGUGGGAAAUAAGUAUUUGGUCAAUAACAAAAGUUUAUUUCAAUACUUUGUUAUAUACCUAUUGUUGGCAAUGACAGAGGUCAAACGUUUUCUGUAAGUCUUCACAAGGUUUUCACACACUGUUGCUGGUAUUUUGACCCAUUCCUCCAUGCAGAUCUCCUCUAGAGCAGUGAUGUUUUGGGGCUGUUGCUGGGCAACACGGACUUUCAACUCCCUCCAAAGAUUUUCUAUGGGGUUGAGAUCUGGAGACUGGCUAGGCCACUCCAGGACCUUGAAAUGCUUCUUACGAAGCAACACCUUCGUUGCCCGGGCGGUGUGUUUGGGAUCUUUGUCAUGCUGAAAGACCCAGCCACGUUUCAUCUUCAAUGCCCUUGCUGAUGGGAGGAGGUUUUCACUCAAUCUCACGAUACAUGGCCCCAUUCUUUCCUUUACACGGAUCAGACGUCCUGGUCCCUUUGCAGAAAAACAGCCCCAAAGCAUGAUGUUUCUACCCCCAUGCUUCACAGUAGGUAUGGUGUUCUUUGGAUGCAACUCGACAUUCUUUGUCCUCCAAACACGACGAGUUGAGUUUUUAUCAAAAUGUUAUAUUUUGGUUUCAUCUGACCAUAUGACAUUCUCCCAAUCUUCUGGAUCAUCCAAAUGCUCUCUAGCAAACUUCAGACGGGCCUGGACAUGUACUGGCUUAAGCAGGGGGACACGUCUGGCACUGCAGGAUUUGAGUCCCUGGCGGCGUAGUGUGUUACUGAUGGUAGGCUUUGUUACUUUGGUCCCAGCUCUCUGCAGGUCAUUCACUAGGUCCCCCCCCGUGUGGUUCUGGGAUUUUUGCUCACCGUUCUUGUCAUCAUUUUGACCCCACGGGGUGAGAUCUUGCGUGGAGCCCCAGAUCGAGGGAGAUUAUCAGUGGUCUUGUAUGUCUUCCAUUUCCUAAUAAUUGCUCCCACAGUUGAUUUCUUCAAACCAAGCUGCUUACCUAUUGCAGAUUCAGUCUGCACCAGGCUGGGAAGGUCUACAAUUUUGUUUCUGGUGUCCUUUGACAGCUCUUUGGUCUUGGCCAUAGUGGAGUUUGGAGUGUGACUGUUUGAGGUUGUGGACAGGUGUAUUUUUAUACUGAUAACAAGUACAAACAGGUGCCAUUAAUACAGGUAAUGAGUGGAGGACAGAGGAGCCUCUUAAAGAAGAAGUUAUAGGUCUGUGAGAGCCAGAAAUCUUGCUUGUUUAUAGGGGACCAAAUACUUAUUUUCCACCAUAAUUUGCAAAUAAAUUCAUAAAAAAUCCUACAAUGUGAUUUUCUGGAUUUUUUUUCUUAUUUUGUCUGUCAUAGUUGAAGUGUACCUAUGAUGAAAAUUACAGGCCUCAUCUUUUUAAGUGGGAGAACUUGCACAAUUGGUGGCUGACUAAAUACUUUACAACAAUACUGAAUGAACAAUGAACACUUCUAUUUUAACUUCAUAUAAUACAUUAAAUCUAUUUAGUCUCAAAUAAAUAAUGAAACAUGCUCAAUUUGGUUUAAAUAAUGCAAAAACAGUGUUUGAGAAGAAAUUAAAAGUGCAAUAUGCGCCAUGUAAUAAUAAAAAAAAAAGCUAAAGUUCCUUGCUCAACAUGAGAAAGCUGGUGGUUCAAUAUUUUCAGUUAAGAAGUUUUAGGUUGUAGUUAUUAUAGGAAUUAAGACGCGUCGACUAUUUCUCUCUAUACCAUUUGUAUUUCAUUUACCUUUGACUAUUGGAUGUUCUAAUAGACACUAGUAUUGCCAGCCUAAUCUCAGGCGUUGAUAGGCUUGAAGUCAUAAACAGCGCUGUGAAGCAAGCAUUGCUAAGAGCUGCUGGCAAGUUUGAAUGAAUACUUACGAGCCUGCUGCAGCCUACCAGCGCUCAGUCAGACUGCUAUAUCAAAUCAUAGACUUAAUUAUAAUGUAAUAAACACAGAAAUACAAGCCGUUGGUCAUUUAAUAUGGUAAAAUCCAGACACUAUCAUUUCGAAAACAAAACGCUUAUUCUUUCAGCGAAAUACAGAACCGUUCCUUAUUUUACCGAACGGGCGGCAACCCUAAGUCUAAAUAUUGCUGUUCCAUUGCACAACCUUCAAUGUUAUGUCAUAAUUAUGUUAAAUUCUGCCAAAUUAGUUAGCAACGAGCCAGGCGGCCCAAACUGUUGCAUAUACCCUGACCCUCUGCAAUGAACGAGAAGUGACACAAUGUCCCUAGUUAAUGCUAACAUGAAUUUCUUAACUAAAUAUGCAGGUUUAAAAAAUAUAUACUUGUGUGUAUUGAUUUUUAGAAAGGCAUUGAUGUUUAUGGUUAGGUACAUUUCGUGCAACGAUUGUGCUUUUUUCACAAAUGUGCUUUUGUUAAAUCAUCCCGUUUGGCGAAGUAGGCUGCGAUUCGAUGAUAAAUUAACAGGCACCGCAUUGAUUAUAUGCAACGCAGGACAAGCUAGUUCACCUAGUAAUAUCAUCAACCAUGUGUAGUUAACUAGUGAUAAUGUGAAGAUUGGUUGUUUUUUAUAAGAUAAGUUUGAUGCUAGCUUGGAACUUACCUUGGCUCCUUGCUGUACUCGCGUAACAGGUGGUCAGCCUGCCACACAGUUUCCUCGUGGAAUGCAAUGUAAUCAGCGUCCAAAAAUGCUGAUUACCAAUUGUUAUGAAAACUUGAAAUCGGCCCUAAUUAAUCGGUCGACAUCUAGUCUGAGUAGGAGUGCUACUCUAGGAUCAGGUUCCCCUUUCAAUAUAACCUUAUGUAUUUCUCAUUGCCAAAAAUCUAAGUGUAAUGAGUUGAAAUGGUUCAGAAUAAAACAACUUUGACUGACUAACAAACAAAUAUGCCCCAGGAGAGAACCUAUUUCUGUAAUUAACCAGCGCCACCUUGAGGCCAAUGAUUGUCUCCAUAGAGAGAAAUCAAAUGCCAGUCAUUCAUUAAUAGCAAAGUCCCUGGGGCCUAUGUUUAAGGGGUUUCAAUUGAAAUGGGCCCUAACUGCCCAGGGGCUUCACUGGCAGAUUUCUUUACGCAAAUGUAUAAAGAACUUUAUAUGCCUAUGUAUUUCCUGAAAUUAAAAAAGUACUUUUUUAGGGGGUAGGCCUCUAUAACAUUAUCACUAUCAGUAUUUUCUGUUGGGCCAUUGUGUGUCUGGUAUAUUUUAAACUGUACAAUACAAUCACUGAAUGGUGUUUCAGCCAACAAAACUCUUUUAAAUGUUUCGUUUUCUUCAUGUCAGCUACCUCUGUGAUUGUGAGUGGACUUGUUGUUCCAAGGCAGAUGCUGAGCAGAUGCGUAGCUGGUAUUUCCUAUCCUUCUUUCCAAAAAAGAUAGGAAUCUACACUGGAAUUUGGUGGGUUGGCUAUGUUAUAAAACAGCCAGGCCACACAGAAAAUACAAAAUGAAAGCAUACUGGUAGUUUCUGAUGUAAAAAUUCUAUAGCUCCAGUGUAAGUUCACUCGGUUUGAUUCUGCUGGCUUUUUCCCCCCUCAUUCUCUACCAGCCAAAAAGUCUUUUUCAAAUAUUUCACUUCAAAUAACCUUAUUUUGUGAUGUAUUUCACCAUACUGUAACUAAGUAUCAAGGUUAGACUUCAACCGGCAGCUUUGAUGAAAAUGUACCUUCACGGGAUUGGAACUAUUGUGUGUAAACAUUUCUCUUUAUUGUAGACAAGGCCAAAACAUGAUGAAAUGGUAUUUAAGUACUUUUUUGUUCCAAUUCCUGCACUUAUUGUAACUUUUUUAGUUGUGCAUUUUGUGUGAGAGUAUACCAAUUGCAAAAGACUAAUAGCAAUGCAGAUCAAAUGUCUUGAAAGAUAUAAUAGUUUUCAAAGAUUAUAAAAUGACUAUGUAAAACAUGUAUUUUACUAAAUUCUUCUCUAUAACGGGAGGAAAGAUGAUUACCCCCCCCCUCCCCUCCCAAAAAAGCAAACGAAGCAUUUUCUUUUAUAAAUUGUUUCUAAAGGUGUAUGCUUAUCUAUCAUUUACCAAUUUUAUUUUGUCAGAUUUAUAUUCAAAUAUUAAAUAAAAUGUAAUUAUAAGCAAAUGA